AUGAAUCGAAUCCUAUCAAAUAUUUCUAUUUCUCCUUUGAAUUACUCAUAUAUAUCCUAUGAAUUUCAUUUCGCACCGGAAACUAUUCUAGGAGAAGUUCGAAUCCGUUCCGUUCGGAUAUUGAUUGGUCUUGGUUUGACAUGGUUUACGCGUUACUGGUUCCCGGAAGAGUUAAUAUCUCCAUUAGCUAAACCCUUUCUUACCCUGCCUUUGGAUUCGUAUUUUGUUCGUACACAAUCAACGGAGGCCUUCCCGACAUAUGUUGCAACGUCUCCAAUAGCAUGCUCUUACUUCGUCUUUCCCUUAAUAAGUCAUCAAAUUUGGUGCUUUUUGAUCCCCAGUUGCUAUGGGGAACAAAGGACGAAAUACAAUCGAUUCCUCCAUUUAAGUGGUUCUCGCUUCUCCUUGUUCCUGUUCCUAACUCCUCCCCGGGUAGUUCCCAAUGUUUGGCACUUUCCAUACUUCAUGGGUGCAACAUCAACAAAUUCGCUCAUGAUCAAGUUACAACCUAAGAUCUAUGACCAUAUUAUGUUAACUGUUCGUAUUUCGUUCAUUCCAUCGGUAUGCUCCCAGGUACCUGUAAUUGUGAUCCGUUUGCCAGAACCAAGGGGUCUUUCUGUAGAAACCUCCACGAACUAUCGUCGUUUUUUGAUGGUUUUUCCGCUUCUCACAGCUGCUCUUUCCACACCUCCGGAUAUCUGGUGCCAAAUUGUCGCCCCUUUCCUUAUUUCUUUGAUAAUAGAGUUGGCUAUCUUUGUGGCAUCGAUUGUACAAGUUCGUGAAGAGGGCUGGACGAGUGGAAUGAGGGAAAGCGGCUCGAUCGACAAAAAAGAAGAGUAGCCUCCCUAGAACCUGGCAAAGUCAUUAUCAAUGAAUUCCCGAGCAAUUCUCAACCAACAUAUGCGAUUCAUUCCCGUAAAGAUUAUAACACACAAGAAGACUCCUUACCGCUCCGUGGGGAGCGGGAUGAGUGAUACAUCUGGCGAGCGCCGGUGAAGAACGCAAGCAAAGCUGGAGCUCGGGUAUUGAUAUAUUCCAUCAAGAGAAAGGAGGCAGACUGGUAAGAAGGCCAACCACAUAGGGGGGGCGAACCGAAAAACUCAGCUUUUCGGAGCGGACCAAUCUUCCGUGCCGCCCCCCCCCUUACUCUCUCUCUAUAAAAAAGCCUGCGGGAAGCGCGAAGAGCUAAGCCACUAAUGUCGUGGCGAAGGUUAGACCUCAUAAAGUCAGCGAAGCUAAGGUUUCGUAUGUGUUAUAUCCUUUCGAUCGAGCGAGAACUUAUAAGGAAGGCCUUCAUUGCCCUUUGAAAAAAGUAAAAAAAAAAGAGCGCUAGGGAAGAGAGAAAGUUGCAGAAGUGCUUCUAGAUCUCAUGGAAUAAGGCAGAAUUUCGAACAAAACUUUCCACCUCUUGCUUUCAUAGAAAAAAGAAUUUAGGAGAUGAAAUCCCGAUUACAUUACUGCAGGCCAAAAUUGGAUUUGAAAGAGCAAGCCAGAGAAAAGAAGCGUUGAGAUAAUACCUUUCAUCCUAAUCUCAUCUACUGAAAAAGGGAGCCCCCUUGAUCACCUGAAGAGAUUUUUAGGCAGAAUUGGCAUAAUUAUUACCGUGAGGAUUGAGCUGCCAAAAGAGAUUAUCCUCCUUUGGGCUGGAAGAUAAGAUUUAUGCAGUCCAUAGAAAAAGAAAAAGAAGAAAGUAUUCUGAAGCCAAAUGCUCUUGGAUGGGUAGUUGAAUAGGGGGAUAAAUCCUUUUUUCUCCUUUAUAUUGAAUGUAGUCAAUCAUUUUGAGGUCAUGAGAACAAAGAGUCAUAGAGAUGUGAGAAGUUUUGCUUUCGCUAUCGACUGACCGUCCUGUUAGCAGUGCUAUACUAGAUUGGCACCCUAACUGGUACCUAUACAGCUACUCCUUGUCAGUUGCUAUAUUUUUUCACCUUGAGGCUGAGAGGUUAACUCCUUCCACUCUCAACCGCCUUUGCUUAUCUUACUAGUAGCUCUAUCUAUUGGUACCAGCCAGGGAACUCCCUCUUUGCGAGCUACUUACUUUAUCUGAACCCUCUACCGACAGAUGCGCGAAUUGCACUGGUCAUUGUGCGGAAUGCCCUCUAAGCCAGUCAGUCAAUGGAGGGACCGGGGCGCUAGGUAUUUUCUUUCUUCUGGCCGUAGGUGUGAUCAAUGCCAUUGAGCUUCGGUACUCUAAAAUAGUAGUCGGAAUUCGCUUCUGAGUGAGCUUCCUUCCUUAUGCUCUGGCCUGACCUUCACGAACAGCUUUCUUUCAGCUACCAACUUCAAAGCUUGAUCUCAUCUCUCUUCUUUUGAAAGUUUAGUACUAUUAUUGUUGGCAUGGAAGGAGUUCAUCUUGAAUUGCCAGUACAGUGAUUGGAGGUCUUCCUCACCUGUUCUAGUGACAUAGGCCCAUCCGGUCGAGAGAAGAGACUUGAGAUUAGCCACUAGGUGAAGUACCAAGGAGAGGAUCGGCUUCAGCCAUAACCAAUACGGAGGGAUUGACAUAGUAAAGGAGGCUAAACAAAGCUAUCAAAGGGAUGUGCCCAGGCUCGGAAUAUCCUUCUUUCGUACCCAAGAGUAGCCCUAUUUCUAAUAGGAGCAAUUCAAGCAUUAAUUAGUACUACCUCAGAUCUAAAAGGAAAGGAAGGAGAAUAAGGGAAGGUGCCAAGUAGCUGAUUGCACAUUACUAAGGCAAGGAAUAAGACGUCUGAGAAGGGAUGCCGAAAAAAGGCUUCAAUUUAAUCUGGUGCAAAGUCAGUAGUACUAGGGCCUUCGAGUUGGAAUUUCCAACUAUAAACAAGUGUAGCGAAGUCACCUCCAUUCUCGAUUUCUAUUGCGACAGAGGGAGGUAUCAUAAUAGAGUCAAAAUCACGAUUAGAGUCAGUCCGGAUAAAAGGAAGAAUCCAAUCUCCUUCUUCCUGAUCUUAUUGGCCUUACAGCGGGCCUAAGAGCAAGGAAGUCUCAACUCCCCAAUCCCCCAGGGUGAGGGGUGAACCUUCUGUCUGAUUCAAUCUCAUCUAUUGCUGCUUUCGAAUCGGCUGAAAGAGUAUUUUGAUGUCACUUAGGAGAAGUAUAGGGAAGUGUGCCUGAGUCUUCUAUAAUAAGUAGUUGUGACUCGGUCUAGCUAGGACAGAGCCAUCCUAAAGAGACUUUCUUCUGUUCUAGGUUUCCACAAAGCGGUAUCAGGGUAUGAGAACGCCUUUCUCCUAUAUAUAAUCAAGUCUUUGGUUUAGAUCAAUCAAUCCUCAAUCCGGGCUCAAUGACCGGAAUGAAUGGCUUUCUCCUGUCUCCUCAUGGAUCCAACUAUUAGGUUCGUGGGUUUGUGGUCCGUGCCUAAAGCAACUCUUUUCCAUUCGCGAACGUUUAAGAAGUCAUCUCCUGAUUCGUUGAUCUAUUGAGCUAAGGCAGCUCUGCAUAUAGUGUUUUAGACUCAUACUUCAUCGCCGCCUGGUCCUUUCGAACCUUAAUCUUAAGAAAUUCCUGAACGAGAAAGCGGUAUGUAUGGUUGGCGUAUGCCUGGAAACUAGUCCAGAAUGAUAUCAUCAACUGCACGAUAGACCAUGAGUAAGCACUUUUGACAGCAAGAGAAGAGUCCUCCUCCUCACAAGGACCGACUCCUUUAGGUGCGAGGUGCGAUCAACCGCGAAAAGUCAGUAAUAAAGAAUCCGCUCUCCGGU
Molecule: messenger RNA, 3674 nt
Organism: Solanum dulcamara
Lineage: Eukaryota; Viridiplantae; Streptophyta; Magnoliopsida; Solanales; Solanaceae
Exons: 1
Coding region: 1-840 (279 amino acids)
Biological process (GO): protein transport by the Tat complex; intracellular protein transmembrane transport
Cellular component (GO): membrane; TAT protein transport complex
Molecular function (GO): proton motive force dependent protein transmembrane transporter activity
Source: RefSeq, a predicted model, not a curated record